AGCAUCCCUCUGGCUCCAGAGCUCAGAGCCACCCACAGCCGCAGCCAUGCUGUGCCUCCUGCUCACCCUGGGCGUGGCCCUGGUCUGUGGUGUCCCGGCCAUGGACAUCCCCCAGACCAAGCAGGACCUGGAGCUCCCAAAGUUGGCAGGGACCUGGCACUCCAUGGCCAUGGCGACCAACAACAUCUCCCUCAUGGCGACACUGAAGGCCCCUCUGAGGGUCCACAUCACCUCACUGUUGCCCACCCCCGAGGACAACCUGGAGAUCGUUCUGCACAGAUGGGAGAACAACAGCUGUGUUGAGAAGAAGGUCCUUGGAGAGAAGACUGAGAAUCCAAAGAAGUUCAAGAUCAACUAUACGGUGGCGAACGAGGCCACGCUGCUCGAUACUGACUACGACAAUUUCCUGUUUCUCUGCCUACAGGACACCACCACCCCCAUCCAGAGCAUGAUGUGCCAGUACCUGGGCAAGGCCUCUGGAGCUCCCCAGCUCUCAUGGAAGCCCCAGGGGCCCAGGACUGACCCAGCCUCUUCCACAGCCAGAGUCCUGGUGGAGGACGAUGAGAUCAUGCAGGGAUUCAUCAGGGCUUUCAGGCCCCUGCCCAGGCACCUAUGGUACUUGCUGGACUUGAAACAGAUGGAAGAGCCGUGCCGUUUCUAGGUGAGCUCCUGCCUGGUCCUGCCUCCUGGCUCACCUCCGCCUCCAGGAAGACCAGACUCCCACCCUUCCACACCUCCAGAGCAGUGGGACUUCCUCCUGCCCUUUCAAAGAAUAACCACAGCUCAGAAGACGAUGACGUGGUCAUCUGUGUCGCCAUCCCCUUCCUGCUGCACACCUGCACCACGGCCAUGGGGAGGCUGCUCCCUGGGGGCAGAGUCUCUGGCAGAGGUUAUUAAUAAACCCUUGGAGCAUGUCCUGUCUGGAUGCGCAGCCACUGCUGGGUGUGGGAUUCAGGGACGAGGGCCUGGGGUCGGGGCAGGCCCAGGCCACCGCCUGGCAGAACCGGAGCUCCUACAGACCCAUGGGCAGCUUCUGGUGGAGAAAAUACCUCAAGUUUCUUAUCUACAAAACAAAAGGGUCCACUUUCACAAA
Messenger RNA from Homo sapiens (human), 1093 nucleotides. RefSeq names its product progestagen associated endometrial protein (gene PAEP). The transcript is spliced from 7 exons. The record is from RefSeq and is a predicted model, not a curated record. Lineage: Eukaryota; Metazoa; Chordata; Mammalia; Primates; Hominidae. Gene Ontology annotation, cellular component: extracellular region. Bases 47 to 661 code for a protein of 204 amino acids. Gene Ontology annotation, molecular function: small molecule binding.